AUGCUUUUUAAAGUAGGGUUUUGUGACUGCAUAAAUUGUUGUGUGGUAUAAACAUUGCUUUCAAAUAGAUGUGGUUAUGUGCACAUAUUGUGAUAAAUUGUCUGAAUUCUGUUUGCUCUCUUUGCAGGCUGCGGACUUGAGUAAACCGAUAGACAAAAGGAUAUACAAAGGAACACAGCCUACAUGCCAUGACUUCAAUCACUUAACAGCCACAGCAGAAAGUGUGUCUCUUCUAGUGGGCUUCUCUGCAGGCCAGGUCCAACUUAUAGACCCUAUUAAAAAAGAAACUAGCAAAUUAUUUAAUGAGGAAAGACUAAUAGACAAGUCCCGAGUAACCUGUGUAAAAUGGGUACCAGGUUCGGAAAGCCUUUUCCUAGUAGCUCAUUCCAGUGGCAAUAUGUACUUGUAUAACGUGGAGCACACUUGUGGUACCACAGCCCCGCACUACCAGCUACUUAAACAAGGAGAGAGUUUUGCAGUGCAUACUUGCAAGAGUAAAUCCACAAGAAACCCUCUGCUUAAAUGGACAGUAGGUGAGGGGGCCCUGAAUGAAUUUGCCUUUUCCCCUGAUGGGAAGUUCUUGGCGUGUGUGAGCCAGGAUGGUUUUCUUCGCGUGUUUAACUUUGAUUCAGUGGAAUUGCAUGGUACAAUGAAAAGCUACUUUGGAGGAUUGCUAUGUGUGUGUUGGAGCCCCGAUGGGAAAUACAUAGUGACAGGCGGAGAGGAUGACUUGGUGACAGUUUGGUCUUUCGUGGACUGUCGAGUUAUAGCGAGAGGCCACGGACAUAAAUCGUGGGUCAGUGUUGUUGCGUUUGAUCCAUAUACCACUAGUGUAGAAGAGAGUGAUCCGAUGGAAUUUAGCGGAAGUGAUGAGGAUUUCCAAGACCUUCAUUUUGGCAGAGAUCGAGCAAAUAGCACGCAAUCUAGACUAUCCAAAAGGAACUCUACAGACAGUCGUCCAGUAAGUGUUACAUACAGAUUUGGUUCAGUAGGCCAGGACACACAGCUCUGUUUGUGGGAUCUUACAGAAGAUAUCCUCUUCCCCCACCAACCUCUCUCAAGAGCAAGGACACAUACAAAUGUCAUGAAUGCCACAAGUCCACCUGCAGGAAGUGGUGGAACUAACCCAGGAAGUAAUGGAAACAGUAUCACAACACCUGGAAACUCUGUACCCCCUCCUCUUCCACGGUCAAACAGCCUUCCACACUCUGCAGUCUCAAACGCUGGCAGUAAAAGCAGUGUCAUGGAUGGUGCCAUUGCUUCUGGCGUUAGUAAAUUUGCAACCUUAUCGCUACACGAUCGGAAGGAAAGACACCAUGAAAAAGAUCACAAGAGAAACCAUAGCAUGGGACAUAUAUCUAGCAAGAGCAGUGACAAACUGAACCUAGUUACUAAAACCAAAACGGACCCAGCUAAAACUUUGGGAACACCUCUCUGUCCCCGAAUGGAAGAUGUUCCCUUGUUAGAGCCUCUUAUCUGUAAAAAGAUAGCACAUGAAAGACUGACUGUGUUAAUUUUUCUUGAAGACUGUAUAGUCACUGCUUGUCAGGAGGGAUUUAUUUGCACAUGGGCAAGGCCUGGUAAAGUGGGUACUUCAAAGUUGCUUAGUGGAUGUAAUCUUCUGACAAGAAAGACCUUCCAGUUGCUGCUGGAUUUAAUAGACUUGUGAAGAAUUCUUCAGUAAUGAACUAGUGAAUUCUGAUUCAACCAUAUCACUUUCCAACAAAACUUCCCUGGUAAAAAUUUCAGAAGUGCUUCAGUGUCUUGUUUGCUCUAAAGUUCUGCCUUCUUUCACCAUUUAGUCCUUAAGUAGUAACUAGGAAACUUCUUGUUCUCAUGAAAUAUGCAGGAUCCUUGCACAUCCUGAUUGUCAAGUGUAAAGAACAACCCACUUCAGUCUACCUCAUCAGUGUUUGAAUCAGAUACUCCCUGCCUAAACAAAUAAAGGUGUUCAGGUUCUUUCAGGUGAGGUCUGUGGAAGGCACCAAGAAAAGUGCCAUGUGCUUUGUUAUAUCUAAAUGUCAUAUGGACCAUAUGCAAAUACACAGUCUGCCAUAAAUCCUCCAAACUAUCCAGGUUCAUGACGUGUCUGAAAUGAUGAUUUUUUUAAAAAGAAGGGCUUUGGUUUUAACAGAAGUUUGAUUACUUUAAUCCAGUCAGUCUGGCCCUCUUUCCCAUCUUUCCACCUCUUCUGAGGUCAGGGUUUACUUCCCUCAUCAUGACCUCUCAGUUCUUGGAUCCAAAUGUGAAAGAGCUCCUGUAGAUUCUGAAGAAGUGACAUAAUUCUGUCUUCUGUCUGUAUGCCAAUUGCUGCCUGAUCUUGUCUAGUUUGAUGGAUCUGAGUCCCAUGAUCUUAAUUUUGAGGUAAGACCAUAAGCUGGGAGCUGCUUAGAGGACUUGCUGAAAGUGCAUUUAUCAUACCUACGAGGUGAGGAGUUGCAUGGGGAUACUUGCUGGUGUGCUUCCAGCUGCCAGUGUGCUUCCAGCUGCCAGCAUGCUCCUUGGCAUGCUGGCACUCGGUAGAACUAAUGACCUUGUAAGAAGGCUAAAUUGUAUUUUGACAAUAAGCUUUUCCUAAAUAAGCAUGAUGAAGUUACUUUGAUGUGAAUGAUUAAAAAGGGGCUACUGUGCAUAAAUCUGAAAUGAAGUCUGCCCAUUGGUAUGCAUAGGUUUAAUACAUAAGGUGUGGUUGCCUUAAUCCAGAGAAGCAGCCUCUGUGUAGUGAGGGGCACUGCACAGUCAUGGGGCUGUGUGUGAAAUAAAUAAGUCUUUUGAUUUGAAUGGCAGGGUAGUUAGAAGAGCUGGUACCAAGUUUUCCCAAGUGUGAACUUAAAUUGUAAUAGGAAAUCUUUACUGAACUCUCGUCAGCGUUUCAUUCUGUUUUAAAAUUACCAAAACAAAUAUUUGGUUAGACGAUCUAUUUUUCUAUUCAAAGCCUGUAAUACUCAAUCACAUAGAAGAGAUGGAGCGUUUCCCUGUAUCAGGUCUGGUGUCAAACAUAUUGAUACUGGAAUAGGUUUGUUUGACACCACUCCAGUAAAUGCUGAUCACUUUUUUGGUGUAUGAUUUUUAAAGUUUCACAGUUCACUAUGACUCCAAGUGCAAGGUAGAUUAAACCAAAUGCUGGGAUCAGAUCCAUUCUGUGUCAUAAACGCACACGUUUCUUCCCGUCUGAGAGCUCUGUGUGCUGCUUGACUGAGACCGUGGUGACUUAGAGCCUUUGUAGGCGAGAAGGUGCUGAUGUCUGAAGUAAGCAGGUGUUGGUAAAAAUCAACUGUACUCAUUGUAGGUUCAGUUUAAGAACUUUAUAAAAUUCAUAUCAGGUUCUCUUGCUGGAUUAAUGUAAACUGCUUUGUUUGCAGGGUUUAUUGUCAUCCCAAAACCAGGCCAAUUCUCCAAGUGGAACUGUAGUAUAGCCAUCACACUACUGCUAGCAAAUCUCUGAACGCAGGACAAGAAGUAAUGACAGUGGAACCAGGAGCUGUUCUUCAGGCAAAGAGCAUCACAAAUUAUAAUGUGGCAGAGUGUAAAGAUGGAAUUAUGUGAAUCACAUAGUGACUUGGAAAGGACAAAUGUAAGGAGUUCUCACUACAGCUGAUCCUGCUAGGCUGCUCACCCAAGGAAGAGUUUGCAUUGGAGAAAAAGCAAAAAGCUUCCUUUAGUGCUGCAGGAAAAAGUAGUAACAUUUUUGUUUUCUUUAUACUUUUCAAGUCCAGUGUAAUUUAAUCUCUCUAUAAAUAUAUAAGAUAUAUAUAUAUAUAUAUAGUGUAAAAUAAGAUAUGUUUCUUAAAUUCAAGUAAGUUCAAUGGUUAAACUAGUACUUCACCAUUGUUUAUUUUGCACUGAUUUUUUUAACCAGAGAUGGCUAGAAGACAGCCUGGAAUGCACUCAUGGAAAAUGAAAGUCAUUACUUUCUGGCUUCAAAAUGUUUUUCAGGAAGAUGGAUGCUGCAAUCAUAGAUUUUUUUAAAACAAAAUUGUUUUGCACUUAAAUAGUUUAAUGCUUAUAGAGAAUUACUUUAAAAUUGGUGUCCAGACACCAGAAAAACUAUGUUGUGGAAAAAAGAUCCUUUGUAUCUAUUAAACAUUUAUUUUAAUAUUGUUGUUUCCAACUGCAAUCGGCUCUGUAUUAUAUGUAUAAAUAAUGUAAUUCAGUGAUGGGAGAGGGGAGUAAUGGAUCAUUACACUAGAAAUUCUCAUUCAUUUAAGAAAGUGAUAUUUCUAAUUCAGAAAAUACAUAUUAAACUAUCUUGAAUAUGCAUUUUUGUUUACUUUCUGUUCAAAUCCAAUCACUUUUGAUGUAACCAAUUCUUUGUUCAAUUAAAUGUUUGGUACAGAAAUACUA
Cyanistes caeruleus (blue tit) is the source of this 4344-nucleotide messenger RNA. The record is from RefSeq and is a predicted model, not a curated record. NCBI's taxonomy places the organism in Eukaryota, Metazoa, Chordata, Aves, Passeriformes, Paridae.